Messenger RNA from Saxophila tyrrhenica, 1983 nucleotides. RefSeq lists its product as uncharacterized. The record is from RefSeq and is a predicted model, not a curated record. Bases 1 to 1983 code for a protein of 660 amino acids. NCBI's taxonomy places the organism in Eukaryota, Fungi, Ascomycota, Dothideomycetes, Mycosphaerellales, Extremaceae. The transcript has 2 exons.
AUGGGAGGGAGCGACCAACCCUACAUGUACACGCCGCAGCGCACCGUCUAUCCCUUCUCCAACUUCAACCCGAAAGCCGUUACGCAGGCCGAGUACAAGAAGGUCGAGGAUGAGCAGAGGAGCAAGCCGAAGCCAGAGGGACCGUUGAUCAACUUCAACGCGCAUCCGGACAGUUAUAUGAUUGUGUCGGGCCAGAAUGUCAAGUACAACCCCAUGCCUGCGCGGACGAAGAAAGAGGUGACGGUGCUGCGAUGGGUGCAAUUUGCCCUCCGAGUGAUCACGGAGAUUGCAGCGCUGGGGAUACUGGUGUGUGUCAUUUGCACCAAGAAGGUCGAUGUAUCCCUCGUUUGGAUCAUGCGUCUCGCGCCCGCGGCCGACAUCAUCACAACCAUGUAUGCAAUCUACCAUCUCCUCCGACCAGCCAAGUCGCGGACUCCAGGAAGCUCAGCCAGCUAUCACAUCUUCGCUCUGGUGAUGGACAUCGGUCUCAUCCCGUUCUACGUCUUCAUUGCGAUGUACGCCAACACCAACUACACCGCCGACCCGGACAGCAAAGAGCGUUGGACCAGCUUCUUUGAUGCGCCUGAAGCUCUCAAUACUUUGUUGCUGGUGACAUUCAUCGGAUCGGCUGUCAUCGGAGGCUUGCAUCUGCUCAGCACGGUGUUUGACCUCUGGUUGAUUGUCCUUUUCCGCAAGAUCUCCAAGCUGCCGCCGGACAUGAAUCCACUCGAAGACAACCUGACCGGCAGAUCAUCGAGGACCAGCAAGCACAAGUACAAGGACAGCGAUGCCACGCUAACUGGUUCCGUGGCCGAAAAGAAGCCGGCGUAUAUGUCUGGAAGCACGAUCUCAGUCGAUCAGUACUCGCGCUUAUCGACCGCGAACAAAGACGCCGAGAACUCACGCGCUGUUCCCUUCCAGCAUAGUCGCAUGGACUCGCAAACCACGUUCUCGCCGCAUAAUCCGAAUACGGCACGCUGGUCUCGCGAGCAGUUCGAAGACGUCAACAUGUACAACCAGCCGGCCUCCGCACGGAACUCUCGAGCAGAAGUCAACAGCCAGCGCCCAAGUCCAAGCAAGCGAAGUUCGUUUGUCGAGAACAUGGAUGUCCCUCCUCCACCGCCGCUCUCGACCGAUCGUUUUUACUCCAGACGUCCGAUCUCCUACCCCGACAAUCGAUCGAACACCAACCUUUCCAGCUCAGCCCGCUACUCGACCCCGGCCCUGCCGAAUGCUGCGCCCACCAGCGCCUUGGUCCAGUCGCAGCAAAAGCAAGGUCUCUUGAACGACAACUGGAUCUCAGUCGACGACGACCUUGACAGCACGCUCAACUCUCCCGACCGCCGGCAAACCAAGAUUCCAGACGUCUACGUUGAGCGCCACGACUCUUUCAACCCAGAGCCCCUGCGCAUGAAUCCACCAACACCACCGCCAAACACGCGUUACGAGUAUCCCGACCCCGACGAUGAUCAGCCCCUGCGAGCGCACAUGAACCGUUCCGCGCUGACUCCCAGAAACGACAACGGCAAUGGCAACCUCGGCGUUCAGAGGACGGACACAACAUCCUCCUCUGUCUACUCCGAGAGAUCGCCCUCUCUGAAAACAAGCAAAGCGGCUGGAGGCACACCCAAAAGCAAGUACUACGGGGAUCUUGCUGCCGCCACCGCGGGUGUGCGCGGUGCAAAGUCCAACGACACGAUGAAGACGACCGGCACCGUAGGCGCAGCAGCCAUGGACUCCAUGGGAAUGAUGGCGCUGGGCGAGUAUGGGUAUAGCGCGCCUUCACCGCCGCCACAGAAGAUGCGAACGCCGAGGAGAGCGAGGGAUGCUGGUGGAAGGGUGGUGAGCAGGACGGGAGUGGAUAUCGUGGACGCGCAGCAGCCGUAUGGGAGCAUGGAUAUGAGGGUUCGGAGGGAUGUUAGUGGGAAGGUUGCGGAGGAGGGAAGGGGGGAUCGGGGGUGGUAUGAGAGGAGAGGGUAUUGA